AUGUCCUUGAACGACUUUAUUGCGCCUCCGGCACCACCAGGUGGUUCCUGGGCCGAUGACGACGUAGCUGAUGAGCUACCAACCGCCCCAGCAGCACGCGACGAGUUCGGUGGCAGGCUAGACGGCGCCAGUGAGGGUGCUUUCGGCAACGACGCUUCCCGUCCACCCGUUCCCCUCCCUUCUGCCCCUCCAUACACCGCCUUCCUCGGCAACCUCAACCACAGCAUCGUCGACGAGGAAAUCGCCGCCUUCUUCGCCGAGCUCGCCCUGACUAGUGUGCGGGUAGUGAGGGAUAUCUCCGACCGUCCGAAAGGCUUUGGCUAUGCUGAGUUCGCCACCCUCGACGACCUCAAAGGUGCACUUGCAAAAACCGGGCAGAGUCUGGCAGCGAGGCCUGUGCGCGUGACCGUCGCUGAGCCACCUAAGAAGGGUGGUUUCGGUGGGUCCUUCGCUGAUGACAAGGAUGCCUGGAGAUCCGCUCGCCCCAUGACUGCCGCUGAACCUACCAACACCCAGCCGGACGACAACGUCAACUGGAGAGGCACCGCUAAGCCAGUCGCGCCGCCUCGUUCGGAGCGCGGCUUCGGUUUCGGUGGUAGUGCUGGUGGAGCUGGCGCAGAGGAGAAGGAGUGGUCGCGUGGCGCUAACUUUAGAGCGGGUGCCGCCCCUCCACAGCAAAGCGAAGAACCUGAAGUUUGGAGAUCUGCCAAGGCUCCCGCUUCGGCUUCCUCACAGUCUCAAGCUCCUGGCCAGCGCAGGAAACUGCAGCUCGCUCCGAGAGGUACCACCCAGACGGCUCAUACCGGCUCAAACCCCUCUUCAAUCUUUGGUGGCGCUAAGCCGGUAGAUACCGCAACGAGAGAGCAGAGUCUCCUUGAGCGCAAGGGCGCUCCUGCCGCACCUACUGGUAAACCAGCCGCCGUUGCGCAGCCAGAAAGAAAAACAGCGAGGAAACACGAUAGCAAUUUCAGCUUCGCUAAGGCUGGACUGGAUGUACAGGAUGGUGAGGAGGAGUAG
Messenger RNA from Wallemia ichthyophaga EXF-994, 1017 nucleotides. RefSeq names its product putative RNA-binding protein sce3. The transcript is spliced from 3 exons. The record is from RefSeq and is a predicted model, not a curated record. Bases 1 to 1017 code for a protein of 338 amino acids. Gene Ontology annotation, molecular function: RNA binding. NCBI's taxonomy places the organism in Eukaryota, Fungi, Basidiomycota, Wallemiomycetes, Wallemiales, Wallemiaceae.